AUGUCCCUCCGUUAUGUUCAGCAUAUACUCUACUCAGUGGCGAUAACGUCCAUCAGUAUACACCUGUUGAACACCCGAAAGUCGGCGGAAGCGACGCGUUCUCAGCUCCGGGCCCAAAUCUCCGUCCUCGAGACGAUCGCGCAAAGGCUGCGCUCUGGCGAAGACGUGUCAGACGCAGAAAUCAGUCGACUGCAACGAUUGCUUCGCGCGAACGAGGUCGAUGCAUUAGAAUCUACGAGUACUUCCGAUAAGGAUGAGAUUGGGUGGAGAGAAGUCUUGUUGGGUCGGAAACGACGUGAAGCGGAACGGCUGAAGACCGAGGAAUUAGACAGACGCGACAUGGAAAGAGUGGAGGCGUCGAUCCGCGCAGAAGGCUGACACUGCGUUUUUCUACCGUUGCCACCCUCUUGUACGCCUAGUCUCCCCAGUCAGACUCUCGAUGCGCAGUGAAGACAAUCGUUCACACGCAUACUCGGGUCUCUACACGCUCUUCAACCAGCAUAGCAGUUAAACCCAGGCUCCUAUCCAAUAUAUGACUACGCUAGAUUGAAGACUCGGCGGAUUUCCCCUGUGAAGUCGUGAUCGCUCCUUGACGUGGUCUCAUGACCGGCGCACCAAUAGCAGCUACGUGCACAGCUGUUGCAGCUCUGUUGUCGGUCGACGAUGGUACGGCUUCCGAACGCUCCGUAUGGACCUCCGAAUGCGCUACCGAAUGCCGAGCUCGAGUGCUGACCGUCAUCAACCGCUUUCGGCGAUUCUGUGAAACUUU
Molecule: messenger RNA, 769 nt
Organism: Punctularia strigosozonata HHB-11173 SS5
Lineage: Eukaryota; Fungi; Basidiomycota; Agaricomycetes; Corticiales; Punctulariaceae
Exons: 2
Coding region: 1-378 (125 amino acids)
Source: RefSeq, a predicted model, not a curated record